Molecule: messenger RNA, 810 nt
Organism: Schistocerca piceifrons (Central American locust)
Lineage: Eukaryota; Metazoa; Arthropoda; Insecta; Orthoptera; Acrididae
Product: 5'-deoxynucleotidase HDDC2
Exons: 4
Coding region: 97-684 (195 amino acids)
Cellular component (GO): cytoplasm
Molecular function (GO): 5'-deoxynucleotidase activity
Source: RefSeq, a predicted model, not a curated record
GCAGUUACCCACCCUGUUGCAAAAACAGUUGAAUAACAGUUGUAAGACUUCGAAUGUAAAGUGUUGUGUUUCGGACAAUCAAAAUUGUAAAGUAUAAUGUCAAACAGUGAUGCCAAUAAGAUAAUCGAAUUCCUCGAACUUGUUGGAAGAUUGAAGCAUAUACAGAGAACUGGCUGGAUUUUAAGACAUGUAAAUAAUCCAGAAAGCAUCGCAGGGCACAUGUACCGAAUGGGAAUAUUGUCUUUCUUAAUUGAUGAAAAGGAUGGUCUUGAUAAAGACAAGUGUAUCAAAAUGUCUCUUGUGCACGAUCUAGGAGAGUGUAUUGUCGGUGACUUGACGCCACAUUGUGGAAUCCCAGCUGCAGAAAAGCAUCGUAGAGAGACACUUGCAAUGAGGGAGUUGGCCAGUUUAGCAGGAAAUGCAGGGACAGAGAUGUUCAAUCUAUAUAAGGAAUAUGAAGAGCAAAAGACACCAGAAGCAAAGUUUGUAAAAGAGUUAGAUAGGUUUGACAUGGUUCUCCAAGCUUUUGAAUAUGAAAAAUCUGAAAAACGACCACAUGGCCUACAAGACUUUUUUGAUUCAACAGAAGACAAAUUUAGCCAUCCAAAGGUGCUAACAUUAGUAGAUGAACUCAAAAAACAGAGAUCCGUCUUCGAAACAUUAUAUCAACAAACAGAUAAAUAGUGUUAUUUUAGGCAUUACCAAAUUGUACGUACAUGUAUCAUUUGUGAAGAAUACACUAAAAUAAAUACAUUCUAAAGAAGUUGUGUAAAUAAUUUUUAUCUCGUAAAAUAAAUACAUUUUAAAGGA